Messenger RNA from Bactrocera latifrons, 539 nucleotides. It is a transcript of the gene Atg12, whose product is annotated as autophagy protein 12-like. Bases 85 to 393 code for a protein of 102 amino acids. The record is from RefSeq and is a predicted model, not a curated record. Gene Ontology annotation, biological process: autophagy of mitochondrion; autophagosome assembly; C-terminal protein lipidation. The transcript has 3 exons. Gene Ontology annotation, cellular component: phagophore assembly site membrane; Atg12-Atg5-Atg16 complex; cytoplasm. Lineage: Eukaryota; Metazoa; Arthropoda; Insecta; Diptera; Tephritidae.
UGUUGUAUAAUAAUUUGUUUUUGAUAAAAUAGAUUAUUGAAAUAUACAUUUUGUAAAAAAAACCUUCUAAAAAAUAAUAAAGUCAUGGCGGAUACAGAGGAUAAUUCCAUAGCUGAGAAAGACAAUUCAAAGAUUUGUAUACUACUCAAUGCUACUGGCAAUGUUCCGAUAAUCAAAAAACGAAAAUGGACAGUAGAUCCUAACAAAACUGUAAGUUGGAUACAGAAGUUUAUACACCAAUAUCUAAAACUAGAUGCAAAUGAACAGAUCUUUCUUUAUGUUAAUCAGACCUUCGCUCCUGCACCGGAUCAAAUUAUAAAAAACCUCUACGAAUGUCAUGGAACUAAUGGGAAACUGGUUCUUUAUUAUUGCAAAAACCAAGCUUGGGGAUAAAUAAUGAAUACAAUAUAGAGGGACUAUCUGAGUAGUAUUAAGAUGUAUUAUGUGUAUACAAUCACUAUGAUUGUAAGUACUUAUAGGAACUUAUUUAAUAUGUUUAAGCAAAUUUUAUAUUAAUAAAAAAAAAUCGUUUAAGAGCA